AUGUCCGACGAGGAAGAAGCUUUCAACGACGGUUACGAGAACACCUUCGACGAUUUUGAGGAGCACUUCUCUGAGCCGGAGGAUCUCAAAGACGAAGAAGACGCCGAGGCGGCUAUCGCUGCGGACGGUCGUCAGAUCGUAGAGUCUGGGCAGCGUGUGCGCUCUCAGCGAGAGCUGGCGGUGCCCAAGGAAGAAAGAACGACCACGCCGUAUAUGACAAAAUACGAGCGGGCCCGUGUGUUGGGUACGCGUGCUCUUCAGAUCUCUAUGAACGCUCCUGUACUCGUCGAUCUGGAGGGUGAGACCGACCCGCUGCAGAUCGCCAUCAAAGAACUCUCACAACGCAAAAUCCCCCUGGUUAUUCGCCGCUAUCUUCCUGAUGGCUCUUACGAGGACUGGGGCUGUGAUGAGUUAGUUGUUGAUCAUUAA
Messenger RNA from Wickerhamiella sorbophila, 429 nucleotides. Its product is annotated as DNA-directed RNA polymerases I, II, and III subunit RPABC2. Gene Ontology annotation, biological process: DNA-templated transcription. Lineage: Eukaryota; Fungi; Ascomycota; Dipodascomycetes; Dipodascales; Trichomonascaceae. Gene Ontology annotation, cellular component: RNA polymerase I complex; RNA polymerase II, core complex; nucleus. The transcript is spliced from 2 exons. Bases 1 to 429 code for a protein of 142 amino acids. The record is from RefSeq and is a predicted model, not a curated record. Gene Ontology annotation, molecular function: DNA-directed RNA polymerase activity; DNA binding.